Macrosiphum euphorbiae (potato aphid) is the source of this 2745-nucleotide messenger RNA. The record is from the annotation of a GenBank genome assembly. Lineage: Eukaryota; Metazoa; Arthropoda; Insecta; Hemiptera; Aphididae.
AUGAAUGCUGUCCGUUCGUAUUUCGCCGCCACCGUCGCGUUUCUCGUGGUCGCGAUCGGCUGGUGUGCUGCCGACUCUGAGAUCUGUUGCAACAGUAGUACAGUCGCAAGUGGCGGCGGAGACGUGGUCGCGUCAUGCCAGAACAAAAAUCGGACGUUCCACACGAUCGAGGCAUUCGGUGGUGACAUGUGCGAUGACAACCAGAAGGCCGAGCUAGUCCGGAAGUGCUGUCCGCUGGGCCAGUCGUACGAUGUGGAACGGAAGUUAUGCCUCGUCAGAUCCGGGGUGAAAGGCAAAAAGCACCUGGAGCAGAUGAUGGAGAUGAUAAUGAAUCUUAUGUAUGGUUCCUUGCAUUAUGGAGUGGUGUUGAUGGUGGGCUAUAAUUAUUAUGAGCAGCCACUGUGCGACGCCGGGGACGUGCUAUUCGACGUGCCCACCGAAGACAUGGGUAGGAUGCUAAAAGCGUAUUCGUCGGUCUCCGAGUUAACGCCGGGCUACUGCUACGACCUGACGCAAUCCAAUGAGCUGGUGGCCAGGACGUGCCAUGGAGCUGCUGUGGUCUGUUGCAACAGUAGUUCAGUCACAAGUAGCGGCGGAGACGUGGUCGCGUCAUGCCAGAACAAAAAUCGGACGUUCCACACGGUCCAUGCAAUCGGUGGUGGCACGUGCGAUGACAACCGGACGGCCGUGCCGAUCCGGAAGUGCUGUCCGCUGGGCCAGUCGUACGAUGCGAUAAAAAAUGUAUGCGGGCCGGAUGGGGUGGGCGUCGACGAGCACCUGCAGAGGAUGAUGCGGAUGAUGCUGCAACUGAUGUAUGGUUCGUGGGAGGCGCAAGAGGUGAUGAUGGUGGGUUACAAUUACGAGCAGCCAGUUUGCGACGCCGGGGAGGUGCUAGUCGAUGUGCCCACCGCGGUCUUGAAGAUGCUGAUGCAAGCGCACUCGUCGGCCUCCGAGUUACCGCCGGGCUACUGUUUCGACCGGACGUCAUCCAAUGAGCUGGUGGCCCUGGCGUGCCAUGGAGCUGCUGUGGUCUGUUGCAACAGUAGUACAGUCGCGAGUGGCGGCGGACACGUCGUCGCGUCAUGCCAGAACAAAAAUCGGACGUUCCACACGGUCGAGGCAUUCGGUGGUGGCACGUGCGAUGACAACCGGACGGCCGUGCCGAUCCGGAAGUGCUGUCCGCUGGGCCAGUCGUACGAUGCGAUAAAAAAUGUAUGCCAACCAGAUGGGGUGGACGGUGACGAGCAAAUUCGGAGGAUGAUGUCGCUACUGACGUAUUUACGGCUGGUGCCCGAUGCGGUGAUGGUGGGUUAUAAUUAUGAAGGGCUUCCGUGCGACUACCCAUACGAGCUACUCAAACAGCCCGACAUAUUAUAUGCGCUGCUCAAAAGUAAACCGUCGAAGUUUCCUGAGGAACGCUGCUUCGAUCUGUCACCAUCCGGUGAGCUGGUGGGCGGGCUGUGCAUGCGAGGUGAACAUUGCCUCAAUAAUACGUGCGUCCACGGGUGCUGCAAGGGCGACCGGAUGAUAGUCGACGGCCCCAAUGGUCCGGAAUGCACACUGAGCGAGAAGCCGUUCACGAUGUCCGCCUAUGCAGUAGACGAGUACGGCCGUCAGGCCCGGUCGAACAGAACCGUGCUGCCGUACCAUGUAGAAUUCAAGUGUUCGCACAGAGACGUGCUGAACUACGGGUUCCGGUUGACCGAGGACGGCAGCCUUUACCUUACCUACGAACACCACAUCGUGCCACCCACGGAAUACUGCUUGGGGUAUUCGCAGGUGACCGACCGCGUAGUGGCGUUCAUAUGCGACGCCGACUUCGUGUACAUGGUCGAACGGGCACGUGCCAUCUCGAUUCCCAUUUUCUGUCAAGCAAGUCACGUGGCGUCUGCCGUGUGCCUGGUGCUCGGGCUGCUCGCGUACGGCACACUGCCCAGUCUCCGGGACGACAGCAACUACUACGUCAAGUGCUACAUGAGCCACCAGUUGGUGUCGUACGUCUUCGAAAUUGCUCAGAUGAUUACAGAGAACCGACGAGGCCACACGUGCGUUCUAUUCGGUUAUAUUACUUUAUUUAUAUUUCUGUCAACAUUAUGCUGGUUAAACGUAAUAUGCUUCGAUAUUUACUGGAUGCUAAGGAACUACAUUUCAAUAAACAGAAAUACAUCAACAUCAGUACGUACCAUUAUGUACCAUUUUUACUGUUGGGGACUUUCAAGUAUUUUCGUAUGUACUGGUCUGGUUUUUAAAUAUUCACAAGACGAAUCGCUACAGACAUUUGCACCCGAUUUUGGAGAAUAUGGUUGUUUUUACUACCAUAUGUCUGGCCACGGAGGUUUAGUUUUCAUCCUGAUACCAAUGUCUGUUAUGCUGACUACCAAUUUAAUUUUGUUCAGGCUGACUACUAUUCAUUCUUCAAGAAUUAAAUUAGAACUCAAUAAAUUCAAUAGAACAGAUUCAAGAACAGAACAUUUUCUUGUUUACAAAGAGAAAUUUGUAAUGAGCAUCAAACUAUUUCUGAUUAUUGGAAUACCGUAUUUUCUUACGGUACUAUCUAUUGUAUUACGAAUUGAAGGGACGAAAUGGAACAUUAUUUAUGCCUCUAGCAGUCUACAAGGUGUGUUUAUAUUUAUUAUAUUUGUGGCCAAGCACCAAGUUAUUAUGGACUUAAGGAAAAUCUUUAGAGGUUCAAUGGAUCACAGUGAGCCGACGCAAUAUAAUAAUAUCUCUGGGUCGUCGUCAUAA